GAAGAAUAUUGAAUAAUUUAGAUUUCUCUGUACAUCCUUGUGAUGAUUUCUAUAACUUUUCUUGCGGAUCUUAUUUAAAAUAUAAAAAUGUUUAUGAAGAGAAUAUGAAUCCAUAUGAUGAAUUAAGUGGAUGGAUCAAACUUUUAAAAAAAGAAGUAUUAGAAAAGCCGGAAGAGCAAGACGAACCUCGAUUUGUCAGUAAAGUGAGGAAAUAUUAUCAUUCGUGUCUGAAAAAAUCUCCUUCUGUCAAAGAUCUUCUGAAAAUCUUUCUAAAUGUUACCGAAUUUAAUGAAUGGCCUCUCUCCAAAACCGAUUCUGUAGUAUUGGAAGAAACAAUAGCAAAGUCAAUUAUCUAUUUAAAUACAGGAUUUAUUUUUGAUGUGUAUACUUCAUAUAAAGAUGAUUUUUUCGAGUAUAUUGGACUUAUUCCCGCUGGAAUCACAAUAAACGAACAUGGAUUAUUAAACACAACUGAAGAAGAUUCUAUUCGAUUAAAAACGCAUUAUUUAGAUUUAUUUCGAUACGUUUUUUCAAAAUUAGAUUUAAAAGAUUCAGAAUCUUUUACAGAGGAAAUAAUUGAGAUGGAAACAUCUUUAGCUCAAAUUACGGAAAAAGAAAACAGUUCAAAUUCUACAAAAAAGACAGUUUUAGAAUUAGAGUCGGAAUGUCCUGAGAUAAAAUGGACAUCCGUCUUUAAACUUAUCUACGAUUACUUGGAUUAUUCGAGCAAUUAUAGCACGAAUCUUACGAUUAACGUAAACGAUAUGGAUUAUAUGAUCAGUAUAUGUGAAUUUGUAAAAGAAAAUGACCACAGGAUAAUGUAUAAUCUGAUUGUUUGGAACACUUUUGCCAAAUACUUAUAUAGAACCGAUUUUGUUUUUUCUCAACUCGUAAACAUUAUGGGAUUUGAUACUCAACUUCGUGUAACAGAAUCAAUGACUAAUAAAUUGAAAUGGAAAGUUUGUAUAUCAAAUUUCCAAUUUAUAUUUGAAUUUGGAGUACGUUUUAUGCUGUUAAAUACUCAAACCGAUCACUACGAUGAUAAAGUCAGAAAGGUAAGCUCUUCCAUUCUCUAAAAAAUUCUUCUGCAAUAAAAUUGUUACAAAGGGAUUGAUUUAUUUAAUUCUAUAUUCGUU
Centruroides sculpturatus (bark scorpion) is the source of this 1136-nucleotide messenger RNA. RefSeq lists its product as uncharacterized. The record is from RefSeq and is a predicted model, not a curated record. Bases 105 to 1076 code for a protein of 323 amino acids. Gene Ontology annotation, biological process: proteolysis. The transcript is spliced from 7 exons. Lineage: Eukaryota; Metazoa; Arthropoda; Arachnida; Scorpiones; Buthidae.